This is a messenger RNA of Bipolaris maydis ATCC 48331, 495 nucleotides long. RefSeq lists its product as uncharacterized. The record is from RefSeq and is a predicted model, not a curated record. NCBI's taxonomy places the organism in Eukaryota, Fungi, Ascomycota, Dothideomycetes, Pleosporales, Pleosporaceae.
AUGUUCAAGAUUUUCUUGCUCGCCGCUCUGGGACGCGCUGUCCUUGCUGUGCCUGCAGAAGCUAUUCAGGGCACCGCUCUCGACCGACGUGCAAACACUUGGGAAGCACAUGCCAAAUACUACGGCCUGGGAGGCAGUGUCGGAAAUGAGAUCUACAUCUCAGGCACCUGGGAACCCGCCACUAGCAAACCCAUCGGCAGCGACACGGGACCAUGCACCGCAAGCAUAGGAGGAAUCAGCACCGGCACCCCCUUCAAUGUUAAUUGUGCGUGCCAGAUUACAAGCAACAACCCAUUCGGUAUCACUUCAGAGUGCAUCCUGGACUUCAGUGAGGAAGAUUCUGGCGGUAAUUGGGCUGCAGCAUUUUCUGUGGCUUUUGUCUGUAAUGCAUUCAGCAGCUGUACUGGUACAAAUGCGUACGCGGUCAGUUCUCCGAAGUCUCGAUGCACCAAUCAGGCUGGCAAUCCUUGCGGGGGUUUUCGAGUUACUCCUUAG